Notothenia coriiceps (black rockcod) is the source of this 1063-nucleotide messenger RNA. RefSeq names its product all-trans retinoic acid-induced differentiation factor (gene atraid). Gene Ontology annotation, cellular component: intracellular membrane-bounded organelle. Lineage: Eukaryota; Metazoa; Chordata; Actinopteri; Perciformes; Nototheniidae. The record is from RefSeq and is a predicted model, not a curated record. The transcript is spliced from 7 exons. The coding region runs from base 38 to 739 and encodes 233 amino acids. Gene Ontology annotation, biological process: positive regulation of osteoblast differentiation.
ACGUGUCCGCUACAGUAGGAUCAUAUGACUUCAGUCGAUGAAAAUGAAAGCUGGGUGCAGCCAGCUUAAACCUGCAGUGCUUAUUUUGGUCUUUAAUUUAUGUUUUUACGGAAGUUAUCAAGUAACCGAUCUGCAGAUAUGUGAGCUCUGCAGCGGUGCUGUCCUUAAUGGCACUGCAGUGGGCCGGUUCUGCUCCUCAUCCGCUGGUCGGAUAGAAGGACGAUGCUGUUUGAGAAAUGACAACACAAGUGACCCUGAACACAUCAUCGGGUUGGAUCUGUCCUAUUGUUCACUAACUCAUGUGGAGGAUCUUCAUAGAGCAUCAACAGCAGUAAUGAUAGACCUCUCACUCAAUCCAAUUGUCAACAUCAGUGAAGCAGCCUUCCAAGGAUUCAUUGAGUUAAAUUACAUGAUUUUACCAGAAGACAUAUUUUGUCCAGGGGGCAACACCUCUUGGGAAAAGGUAGAGGUCAAUAAGGGAAAUCGUUUCUGUGAAGGCCAAAAAGAUACGUGCAACCAGACCGGACAGCUGUCCAUGAACUGCCCGGAGAACUCCCUCUGCGCGUCCUACGGCCCGAGCUUCUUCGAGUGUAGCUGUGCUGACGCCUAUCAUGGAUACAAGUGUCUGCGAGAGGGGGAGUUCCCCCUUCUGCAGGUGUUUGCGCCUCUUGGAGCCUCUACAUUUGUCAUCUCGCUCCUGCUGUGGCUCACCCAGAGACGUAAGGCUGAGCCACUCUGAACUGCACUCAACUUUUUAUAAUCCCUGAUGAUCUACUGAGCUAUAGUCGAAAGGGAAAAUGCUGGCACAAAGUCUGAGGUGACCCCAGGCUUUUUUUUUAAACUACAUUUUGUAUUACUGUGUGUCAGCUUUAUUUAAUUUAGGUACAUUUUAAAAACUGACAUUUUUCAUCAGUGCAAUUUUAGGAAGAAAGUAAAUUGAACAUUUUAAAUAUUUCUACCUUUUGGCAAUAAUACCAAUGUUACCACUUUCAUUAUCUUUUUUAAAUGACACAAGAUAUUAAUGAGCAAGUUAUAUUAAAGAGAAUUCUGAGGCUUUGCUUGA